ACAGUGCCACUGCUAUUAAGAUUCCUUCCGUUUCAAAGUCAUGCCCAUAAGUCUUCUGCUUGCAAUGCAUGGACAAUGGCUGCAGCGCUGAGACUUAUCAGAAGAAUGCUGAUCUUAAGGAUAACUCUAGCCGUCUUUGUGCUCUUCAUCCCAAAAUCUUCAGCAACACUUGAUACCGCAUUCUCACUCACCAACAAGGCCACUGGCUUUUGUUUACUGAAAAGAAAUAAUCGCUGCCUUGACCUGCGCUGGACAACCAGCGACCGGCUUUUUUUUGUCUUAACUAGAAAGUGUCUGGGAGCACAAGGCAAAAGUGCGGGGAGUGAAGUGAAUCUCUACGAUUGUGACGACAAGUCUGAGCUCCAAAAGUGGGAAUGCAGGAAUGAAACCCUGCUCGCCCUCAAAGGACAACAGCUCUACAUUGAAAUCAGAUCUGAUGAAUCAAUUGCUCUCUCUAAAACAGUCGGGCCAAAUAACCACCUCACAAUCACAGGGACAUCCAGUGGUGCUUGCACAAGAACAUACAGAGAAUUGUACACCAUUGAAGGAAAUGCAUUUGGAAAGAUCUGCAUGUUUCCCUUCAUGUAUAAAGACCGGUGGUUUGCAGACUGCACCUUAUUUGACUCCUCAUCGAAGCGUCUUUGGUGUGCAGUUGAAACAAAAUAUGAGCAUGAACAGUGGGGAUACUGUCCGACUUCUUCCACAGAACACUGGGCGAAAAACCUUGUAACCGGAGCGUAUUACCAGCUCAACACACAGUCAGCUCUGACUUGGGCCCAGGCUGAGACCAGCUGCAAACAGCAGACUGCCUCCUUGGUCAGUAUCACCGAUCCCAAUGACCAGGCUUAUAUGUCAGCCCUGCUGGGAUCAGGGAGACAUAAGCUUUGGAUUGGGGUGGUUCUGGACCCAGAACAUGGCUGGCAGUGGUCAAAUGGGAAACCUUUCCGUUAUCUCAAAUGGAAUACUGGAAAUCCACUUCCUAACCCAGGACACAACUGUGCAUACCUUGAUUCUGCUGCGCAGUACUCCUGGGAAAGUUCAUCCUGCAACAAGAAACUGGGCUAUAUCUGCUACAAAGGCGGGGCCCCACCAUCUCCUCCACAAAUUGAGGAAGGAUUUUGCUCAAACCCUUGGAUUCCCUACAACAGCCACUGCUUCUACCUUCAGCGUACUCCUAAAACAUGGGCUGAUGCCCGGAGAGAGUGCGCCAAAGAACACGGGGACCUAGUGAGCAUUCGGAAUGUGGAGGACCAAAGCUUUGUCAUCUCUCAGCUUGGAUAUGCAUCCACUGAUGAGCUUUGGAUCGGAAUGAAUGACAGGAAGACAGAGGGGCUGUUUGACUGGAGUGACCAUUCUACUGUCAGCUUCACCAGCUGGGAGUAUGGGAAACCUGCUGUCUCCACUGAUGCAGAAGACUGUGUUCUCAUGAGAGGGGAGAGUGGGAACUGGGCGGAUCGCACAUGUGAUGAGCAACAUGGAUUCAUCUGCAUGAAGCAAAGUGAAACUGAACGCACUGGAGAUGAAACAGUUCUGGCAACAGACAUAGGCUGCAAAGAUGGUUGGAAAAGACAUGGAUCCUACUGCUACUUUGUGGGACCUGAGACAAAAACGUUUGAUGAAGCUAAAGAUGCCUGUAAGAGCGCAGACUCCUACUUAGCUGAUGUUUCAAAUGGGGUGGAUAAUGCAUUCCUCAUCAGCUUGGUAGGCCUGAGGCCAGAGAAAUUCUUCUGGCUUGGGCUGUCAAACCAGAAAGACAUUGAUCAGUUUGUGUGGACCAACACGGACUCAGUGAGGUUUACUCACUGGAAUGCCCUAAUGCCAGGUCACCAGCAGGGUUGUGCUGCCAUAAAAACUGGGAUUUUUGCUGGGCUCUGGGAUCUGCUACCCUGCACCAAUAAGGAGAAAUACAUUUGCAAACACCAGGCAGAGGGGGCAGUUGUAACUGUUCCACCACCAACUCCAGCUCCUCCAAAGUGUGCAGACGGUUGGGUUCGAGUGUUAUCAAGAAACAUCUGUGCUAAGUUUUUUACAGGGCCUCGUGCAGGUGAGAAGACCUGGUUUGAGGCCAGGGAUUACUGCAGGGCCAUUGGAGGAGAUCUGCUCAGCAUCCACAGCAGUGUUGAGCAGCUAGUGGGAAACCGUGGAAAAGCCUGGAUUGGACUUCAUAUUCCUGAAUCAAGCACUGGCUAUGCAUGGAGUGACGGCUCCCCGCUAAACUUCCAGCACUGGGAGGAAGGAGAACCAAACAAUUUCAAUAAUGCAGAAUCUUGUGCUGAAAUAAAAAUGUAUAACUCACAUGAGUAUGGGUCUUGGAACGAUAUGAACUGCGAGAGUUACAAUGACUGGUUAUGUCAAAUCCGUGCAGGAGUGACUCCAAAACCACCUCCAAAUGCAACCGCACCAGAUUAUAAUACCACUUCAGAGGGUUGGAUUGAGUGGAGAGGGAGUCAGUAUUAUAUUAACAGCAUGUCAAUGGCCAUGGAGGAGGCUCGUCACUUCUGUCAGCAGAGGCAUGGUGACUUGGUCACUAUCAACAGUAAAGAGGAAAAUAUCUUCUUGUGGAAACAGAUUUCCAGAAGCUACGGGGCCUAUUAUUUAGGUUUAUCAGUGGAUCUUGAUGGGUCACAGUGGUGGUUGGAUGGUUCUCAAGUGUCACUGCAAAGAUGGGAUGAAAAUCAACCUAAUACUAAUAGCUUUUCUGACAACUGUGUUACUAUGACUUAUUAUAUGGGUUUCUGGCGUAAUUGUAAUUGUGGCCAAGAGCACCAGUCUAUUUGUAAACGAGGCCACUCACCACCCACCAACACCACUGCAGCCCCCACAGCUCCUCCUAAAGGUGGCUGCCCACGCACCUGGACAAAAUUUGACUCAAAGUGUUACAGUAUCAAGAGCCAGAAGGUUACCUGGGAACAGGCAAGGACUAAGUGCUCUGACAUUGGAGGCAGUUUAGUCUCUAUACCCACAAGGCGUGUGCAAGCAUUUUUGAUCAUUCAAAUGGCUAAAGCAGCAGCCACAGACCUGUGGAUUGGUUUAAAUAGUGUACAACAAGAUGGAUUUUACUGGACCGAUGGAAAACCAAGGCGAUACACCAACUGGGGCUAUUCUAAACAUCGACGUCGUCCAGGGUCAUUUUAUCAGGCGUGGAAUGAGGAAGACUGUGUCGUGAUGGGCAGCAGCCCUACCACUGGAAUUGGUAAAUGGCUGACUAAGUCUUGCAAUGACACCAAUGGAUUUGUCUGUCAUCGAAAUCUUGACCCAAACACCCAACCUCAACCAGAGCCACCUAUUCCAAACAUCUAUGUGUCUCUGGGAAAUGACAGCAUCAAGGUUGUGACUCAAAAUCUGACCUGGGAUGAUGCAAAAAAACAAUGUGAAGGUGAUAAAGCUAACCUGGCCAGUCUUCGAAAUGAGUGGACACAGGCCUAUCUUGAGCUGCUGGUUAUGAACCUCAAAGCUCCUGUAUGGAUUGGACUGAACAAAAAACAGACUGGAGGUUAUUUUAAGUUCAUUGAUGGUUGGCAACUGAACUUUGCUGCCUGGGCUGAAGGUGAACCAAACACAGAUCAACCUUGUGUGUAUAUGGACAUAGAUGGAGAAUGGAGGACUGCUUUCUGCAAUCGGACCAUGAGCAGUGUUUGUAUGCAGUCUACAGAUGUGGCACCAACAGAGUCAACCAAUUUCCCAGGAGUUUGCCCUGAUGUGGCAAAUGUGGGGUAUGAACUGAGUCAGUCCUGGUUGCCAUUUAAGGGCCAUUGUUAUUUAUUUAUGACAAACGAAAUUGAAUGGUCAGAUGCAGCUACAAGCUGUGUAAGGCAUGGUGGACAGCUUGCUAGCAUUGAAGAUCCUUCUGAGCAAAUGUUCAUCAAAAGUAACGUGGAAAUAUUUCAAGACAGCCACAGCGCUUUCUGGGUUGGCCUGUAUAAAACUCAUAAAGGCAACUGGAACUGGUUGGAUAACACAGUCAUGGACUACACUAAUUGGGGUCCAGACGAGCCCAAUUAUGACUACGGAGAGAUUGGAGCCUCAGACGGCCUAUGGAGGUCAGGUCGCAGAUGGCAUGACAGAGCAUACAUCUGUGAAACACCAAAAGUGAUGCGCACAGAUUCAGAUCCAAUAUCUGGACCUGAAGGACAUAAGGAUAAACCCAGUCGUCUCCACACGAGUUUGGUAGUUGCGCUGAUCAUUACAAUCACUUGUACACUGACAGUUGGUGCAUUCUUCCUCUACAAGAAGUCACCUCAUAUUUUACCCACCUUUGAAAAUCCACUCUACUUUGACAGUCAGCGAUCUCAGCCUGAUGUGGUGGACACCAAUAAACUGAUAGAGAAUGCAGAGGAAGAAAACCCUGAGCCUAUUAUAAGUCUGUGAUUUAUAAAGUAGCAGAAUCUGGAGGGACAUGCACUAUGCUGUAUCCCAGGCUGAUGUAUUAUGCUUCAUUUGUGUUUUUGCUGCAUUUUUAUUUGUCUUUUACUAUAUGGAGUCUAUAUUCAGUUAUUUAACAAUGUCACACAGUUUCAAUAUACAGUAGUUGGCAAAUGCUUUACCUCAUGAAACAGAACAAUUUAGGCUUUAGGAUCUCUCAGUGGGAAUGAUUAGCAUUUGCAUUUUUUUUUUAAUCUAUGGUUGUAUGUAUAUAAUUGUUAAAUAUUAUGCUUAUGCCCACUAGUUGCUGUUCAUUGCUUGUACUCUUGAACUUGUCAAAAAAAGAAAUAAAAAUAUAAAUCUCAAUGUCUGUCACUGUUAAAUGGCCAUUAAAAUUCCCACUAAACAAUGACUGUGUAAUUUG
Monopterus albus (swamp eel) is the source of this 4786-nucleotide messenger RNA. RefSeq names its product macrophage mannose receptor 1-like. NCBI's taxonomy places the organism in Eukaryota, Metazoa, Chordata, Actinopteri, Synbranchiformes, Synbranchidae. The coding region runs from base 76 to 4368 and encodes 1430 amino acids. The record is from RefSeq and is a predicted model, not a curated record. The transcript is spliced from 31 exons.